AUGCUGGCCCACCUGGGGGAGGCAGGCCGCAGCUACGUGGUGGACGCCUUUGGCACCGUGCUCUCCGCGCUGCACAUCGAGGACACGCUGACAGUGGACUCGGUUGGCAACCUCCAGUUGAGGCGCAUUACCGAGCUGGCGGAGUGGUCACAGAGCAUUGCCCCUGCCUUCAAGGGCGACCGCAUCGAGGCGUUGCAGGUGCAGCAGGGCACUUUGGCCGCGGUGGUGCGGCCGCUGCCAGAGCCCCUGGAGCUCUUCGCGGUGGUGGUGGUUUCCAGGGCAGAGAACACCUCCUUCCAGGACAGCUCCAUUGUUGAGUCCAUGUCUGUACUCUUAGCCUUCGCCUCCCUACCGUACUUCGGGGUGAUCAUCACGCUUUCCAGCGUCUUCAUUGGAGCCAAUUCGCGCACAGAGUUCAAGGCCCGGAAGUCUGUCUUCCAGCGCUUUGCCGGCGGCGUCACAGAUUUCGCCGCGGCCUCCGGCGCCAAGAUGGGCCACCGGUCCACCGUCCGCCGGCGCACCUCUGCUGACGGCGAUGAGCCGCUGUUUGACGAAGCGAUGGCAGGCGCAGGACGGAAAGUCUCGCACGGCAGCAUCGUGAGCGCGGGGGAGAUCUACGACGAAUACGGAAAGCCGCUGGCUGUGCAGCCGAGGAAGACUCACAUGCUGAACGACGCCUACUUCUCGACGAACAAGUCGUUCAAAGCGCGCUGUGCCAGAGUGGUGCGCCUCCUUUUCUUCUGCUGCAAGGGUCGCCAGAGAGAGUGA
Effrenium voratum is the source of this 768-nucleotide messenger RNA. NCBI's taxonomy places the organism in Eukaryota, Dinophyceae, Suessiales, Symbiodiniaceae. The record is from the annotation of a GenBank genome assembly.